Molecule: messenger RNA, 432 nt
Organism: Notodromas monacha
Lineage: Eukaryota; Metazoa; Arthropoda; Ostracoda; Podocopida; Cyprididae
Source: the annotation of a GenBank genome assembly
AUGAGGCUGAGGAAGGCGUUGUUUGUGCUGCGGACGAUGACAAUGACGACGACUACGACGACGACGACGACGACGAUGACGAGAGGGAAAGUGAAAGGAAGGAGAGGAAAAAAAACAUUUGAGGAGCAAACUGUGGGGUCGCCGCAGGUGCUAAAAAUCACUGCCAUGUGUUUCGCAGGUGCAAGCAGUGUUUCCCAGCUGCGGAGAAGCUUGUGUGUCUUGAGUGUUUCAUGUGUAUGUGGAUGUGAGGUGGACGAGGCGCGUGGGUGUUUCAGUGGUUGUCCUCUGAGGGACUCUUUAUUUUUGUUCAGACAGCCGACUAUACUACUGUCCUUCCGUCGAGAAGAAGUUGUCAUGGAAGACCAACAGCCGCUGGGUUUGAACGAGCACCACAAACAAGAGCUGGUGGAUUUCAUGCGGUUCUGCAGGUAC